AUGUCCUCACAAGUCGUGCGGUACUGGCCACUGAUCUUGAUGCACCUCCUGCUGUCAUCCGGCAGCGGGGCGACGGCCGGGAAGGUCCCCGCGAUCAUCGUGUUCGGGGACUCCACGGUGGAUUCCGGGAACAACGAUUACAUCCCCACCGUCGCCAGGGGCAACUUCCCGCCGUACGGGCGCGACUUCGAAGGCGGCGUCGCCACCGGCCGGUUCACCAACGGCCGCCUCGUCACCGACUUCAUGUCGGAGGCGCUCGGCUUGGCGUCCUCCGUGCCGGCCUACCUCGACGGCAGCUACACCGUCGACCAGCUCGCUAGCGGCGUCAGCUUCGCUUCAGGAGGCACCGGGCUGGACGCUAUGACGGCAAAAAUCGCGUCAGUGAUAUCAAUAAGUCAGCAGCUGGAAUACUUCAAGGAAUACAAGGAGAGGCUGAAGCAGGCCAAGGGCCAGGCCGUGGCCGACGAGAUCAUCGCCGAGGCGCUGUACAUCUUCAGCAUCGGCACAAACGAUUUCUUCGUGAACUACUACGUCAUUCCUCUCCGGCGCGCCCAGUACACGCCAACGGACUACGCCAGCUACCUGGUAGGCCUCGCCGAAGACGCCGUCCGCCAAGCUUACGAGCUCGGCGCCCGCAAGGUCAUGCUCGGCGGCAUCCCGCCGUUCGGGUGCGUGCCGGCGGCGAGGACGUUGAACCGGGAGGCGCCGGGGGAGUGCAACGAGGAGUACAACCGGGUGGCGCUGAGGUACAACGCCGGGAUCCGGGACGCCGUGGUGAGGCUCGGCGCCGAGCUCGCCGGCGCGCGGGUGGUGUACCUGGACGUGUACGACGUGCCGUCCGCCAUCUUCGCCAGCCCGUCGGAGUACGGCUUUGAGAACGUUGCGCGAGGCUGCUGCGGCACGGGGCUCAUCGAGACGACCGUCCUUUGCGGCAUGGACGAGGCGUUCACGUGUCAGGAUGCUGAUAAGUACGUCUUCUUUGAUUCGGUCCAUCCUUCUCAGAGGACAUACAAGCUUUUAGCGGACGAAAUUAUCAAAACUACGCUGCAAGUAUUCCUAGCAUGA
This is a messenger RNA of Triticum turgidum subsp. durum (durum wheat), 1065 nucleotides long. The record is from the annotation of a GenBank genome assembly. NCBI's taxonomy places the organism in Eukaryota, Viridiplantae, Streptophyta, Magnoliopsida, Poales, Poaceae.